Meloidogyne enterolobii is the source of this 1797-nucleotide messenger RNA. NCBI's taxonomy places the organism in Eukaryota, Metazoa, Nematoda, Chromadorea, Rhabditida, Meloidogynidae. The record is from the annotation of a GenBank genome assembly.
AUGGCCGAUUUAAAACUUUUUAUUGAUCCAUAUGAAGCUCCAUAUCCUAGCACAGUACGUGAAUUGCUUAAUGACACUGACAAGAGGAAGGCUAAUAUUUGUGCUACCGUCACUCCGUUGGGAAGAUGUCUGCUUAUCUGCAAUAAUCAUAUUUAUGUUUGGUCGUUUACAAAAUCUGAAUCUGGAAUUCCGCAUGCAACUCAUAUGGAGUUGCCUACUACUGGUUUGAAAUAUUCUGUGCAGCUUGUUUGCCUUUUCAACAAGAGUCAAGCUUCCAAAUAUAUGAGUUUGCUUGCAAUUUCACCUGAAGGCCAUCUCAGAUAUUGGAGUGAACUGGGCAAACAACCACGAAAUGAACAAUGUCUUCUGAAUAAUGAAGUUGCCCAUUCUAUUCAACAAAUCAACUCACAAGAGAAUGUUCAUCGAUUUCUUUUGACAACAACAACUGGUUCUUUUCACAUUAUUGACCUUUUCCAUGGAUUGGACCAGCCUGAUCGAUUAGCAACACGCCCUCUGGAUGUUGGUGGACCCGGGGGAGGAAUUGGACAUCGAAUGUCUCUUUUGCUUUUUGGAAGUUUGACUGCAGAGAAGGAAAGGAUUUUGAAAACAAUUUUUGUUCAUGGAAAAAUGAGCCCACGUUCAGACGUUGUUAAUGUUCUGCGUCGUUGCCUUCGCUUUUACUCAAUUUUUGAUCAAAAAGCUUUGGAUCAUGAAGUUGAUAUUGCUGAUUUGGCUCUUAUUAAAUUCAAUAAAAACUGUUCUCGCUCUGAAAGACGUCAUUUUAGUAUUGUCGAUGCAAUUCAACAUUUGAAUGGAAUUCUUAUGCUUUUGGUAGGCGAAAAGAAGUCUAGUGAAGUUAGUGGGAGAGAUUACUUGGUUGAUAGAAAGCUUUUUAUUGGUUACUAUGAGGAAAAAGUUGAAAAAGAUGCAAUCCAGCGCAAUCUUCGUACCUUAACUGAAAUUGAAUUACCAGAGUCUCUAUCUGCUGUCGGGAUGGAUAAACGUCUACAAACGGCGCAAUUACUCUCUCCUAGUACUGAUGAAUGUUGUGUCGCUUUUUAUGAUUCUUUUGUUCUCAUUCGUCAUUAUGCUGCCAAAUCACGUGUUUCUUUUUUUAUUCUCGAAAGCUAUGCAACCAACAAUACAAAAAGCCCGAUUCGGCAAUACACCGGUGACACACUUUUUGGCUCUGCUGCAAUUUAUGGAUCUGCUGUUUUGGUUCUCAAAGACGGUGGUGUUUGCACUGUUCAACGACUUCCCAGUCAUUAUGACUUAACUUUUUGGAAGAAACACAAAGAAAUUUUACAUCAGUUGGACACACAAGAGAAGUUUACUGUUACUGGAAGUGAACAUCGUUUGAAGGAUGCUUUUGUUGAGUUUUGUGCCAAGAACAUUAAACGGUCCAAGAAAUUAUUGCGUGACAUGCUUAAUGAUAUGCAGAGUUCUGGUGGUUCUGAGACUGCAUCAGCUUCACAUCAACAAGAGAAACAUUAUGACGGAUUGUCAGAAUUAGCUGUUGAUUUAUUGCUUUAUUUUCUCGAUAGACAACCUAUGGCAAAAGAGGAUGAGCGUUGGGGAUUUGUAUCUGAUUCUUUAAUUACGAAUGAACAACAAAAGCUUUUGAGAGAAUUGGCAGAAACAAAGAAAUUCACACUUCUAUUGCGUCAACUCCAAAUUAAAUUGUCCUUUUACAAGAUGUUUGUACUUUUCCUGCGUACAUACAAGCUUACUGAUAUGGUUAAUUUUUAUUUUGUUUUUAUUGGGUUUUCAUUAUCUGCGCUAUUCUUGCUUUUCUGA